Messenger RNA from Darwinula stevensoni, 1779 nucleotides. The record is from the annotation of a GenBank genome assembly. Lineage: Eukaryota; Metazoa; Arthropoda; Ostracoda; Podocopida; Darwinulidae.
AUGAAUCCAUUACUGACCGUCCUCUUCCUUUUCUCUCCAUCCUUUGCAUCUGGGGUGUUGAUACAGUCGUGCCCCACCCAAGACAUAUCACCCUGCAAGUGCAGCAAGAGUGAUCUUGGUCAGGUGACCGUAGAUUGUUCGAGAGCUAGUUCUGGUGCUGAGAUUUCCUCAGUACUGACGAAUGCCUCAUGGCGUUAUCCUAUACUCUGGCAAUUUCUCCUCGAAGACAAUCCUGGAGUGGUGGAGCUUCCCGAAGGAUCCCCAAGGGGGCCUGUCUUCCAGGUGAUAAGAAUUCUCAGGACUGGAGUGAAGAGGAUCAGUCCGUCGGCUGUGCUCCCGUCGAAGCUGCAUCUGGAGCAGUUCAUGACUCUGCAGAGUCGGCUGGAGGAAUUUCCCUUUCAGAUUCUCCAGGAAUUCCAGCGCUUGAAGCAACUGUAUCUCUUUACCAAUUUGUUGACUACGAUCCCCGCCUUCGAGAGCGACAGCCUAGAAACUAUUAUCCUCUACUCCAACAAGAUUGCGAGCAUAGAGUUCGACGGAAGGAAGACUCCCAAAUUGCGGGAACUCGCCAUCAAGAGUGACAGUCUGGAAAAUCUUUCACUUUUUUCCAAUAUGAUCAAGAGUGUGGAUAUCGACAAAUGGACGACUCCCAAAUUGCGGGAACUCCGUCUGGGCAACAAUUUGUUGGCUUCCGUCCCGGCCUUCAAUAGCGAUAGCCUGGAGAUUCUCAAACUCAAUAACAAUAACAUCACGAGUUUUGAAGCAAACGGAUGGACGACUCCCAAUUUGAGGGAAUUCAACAUUCAGUCGAAUCCCCUGUUGAAGUUCCCAUCUGCAGUGAUCAAGAAUCUGAAGAAACUCGAGACAUUUUGGUGCUCAGGGUGUAACCUGGGUCCCACCCUUUCGAGUGGUCUCUUGGCAUUCCAAAGCAAGACCUUGCAAUCGGUCGUCCUCACGAGCAACGGGAUCUUCAGACUGGAGCCAGGAGCCAUCACAGGAGAGUGGCCGUGGCAGGCGGCCAUUUAUGACGUCAAUAAACAGGAUGUCAUCUGUGGAGGGGCACUUGUUCUGGAGCAAUGGGUGCUGACAGCGGCCCAUUGUGUUACCGUGCAGGGUGCCGAGAAUCCUCUGAACCGGACAGACCUAUUGAUCUACCUUGGGAAACACCAUCGAGCUGUGGUCAAGGACGAUGAAUACGUGCAGAUCAGACAAGUGUCUCGCAUAAUCGUGCACAGGGACUUCAGCGUCCAAAACUACGACUCGGAUAUUGCUCUACUGGAAUUAGCAAAGCCUUUCGUGCUGACAGCGCGAGUGCAGCUGGUGUGUCUCCCAACCCAAUUGUAUAUCUCUGAAGAAAAUCUCCAGGAAGGAAUACAUGGAUGGGUGGCCGGAUGGGGCUAUGACGAAUCGGAUCUUCCUGCAGCCGUCCUGACAGAGGUUCAACUCCCAGUCGCAUCCGUUCGCUCGUGCCUUCACGACAUCGCACACUUGACAGGGAACUUCACCGCCAUUCGUACCAUCACCUCGAACAUGUUCUGCGCUGGCCUUGCUAGAAACACCUCUCUUCAGGAUUAUCGAACAGUGUGUCCUGGGGACUCGGGAAGUCCUAUGGUCUUCCUCUCAAAUGUCUCACUGGACAGCCACUGGACGGUAGAAGGAAUCGUGAGUCACUUCUUCCAGAAGGAGCCUUGUUCUCUGAGGCGUCCCGGACAGUAUGGCGUCUUCACCAAAAUUAACGGGUUCACCCGAUGGAUCAACGAUGUUCUAGAGGACUACUGA